Caretta caretta (loggerhead turtle) is the source of this 1319-nucleotide messenger RNA. It is a transcript of the gene POMC, whose product is annotated as proopiomelanocortin. Gene Ontology annotation, molecular function: hormone activity; G protein-coupled receptor binding. The record is from RefSeq and is a predicted model, not a curated record. Gene Ontology annotation, biological process: regulation of corticosterone secretion. Gene Ontology annotation, cellular component: secretory granule; extracellular region. NCBI's taxonomy places the organism in Eukaryota, Metazoa, Chordata, Testudines, Cheloniidae.
UGAAACGCCCUGCACAAAGCCCAGCCUGUGGUAUAAAAAGAGCCAGGACUGGAGCUGGGAGCUACAGUCACUCAGAGACCGAGAGCGAGGCAUCAGACUGAAAAGCCAAGAUCACACUCCACAGCAACAGGAGUCCGAGCUCCAUCCCGAAGAUGCUGAAACCCGUACGGAGCGGCCUGCUGGCGAUUCUGGGCGUGCUGCUCUUUCACGCGGCCGGCGGCGUGAACAGCCAGUGCUCGCAGAGCAGCAGGUGCAGGGACCUCAGCACGGAAGUCGGCCUUUUGGCAUGCAUCAAAGCCUGCAAACUGGACCUGUCUGCUGAGUCACCUGUGUACCCAGGUAACGGCCACCUGCAGCCUCUGUCUGAGAACAUCCGGAAGUAUGUCAUGAGCCACUUCCGCUGGAACAAGUUCGGCAGGAAGAACAGCAGCAGCGUCACUGGCCACAAGCGAGAAGAGAUCCCCAGCAAUCUACUCUUUGGCUUCUUCCCUGAUGCUUCCCCAGCUCAAAAAGAAGACAAAGAAGAAGAAAGAGCUGCCCUCGAAAGGCAAGACAGCAAACGAUCCUACUCAAUGGAGCAUUUCCGAUGGGGAAAGCCAGUAGGCAGGAAGAGGAGACCCAUCAAGGUCUAUCCCAAUGGGGUGGAAGAGGAGUCCGCUGAGAGCUACCCACUGGAGUUCAGAAGAGACCUUUCUAUGGAACUGGACUACCCCGAGUUCGAGUCCCUGGAAAGCCCAGCGAGUGAGGAAGAGAUGGUCUCAGAGGAGGAAGAGAAGAAAGAUGGAGAGUCCUACAAGAUGCACCAUUUCCGAUGGAACACCCCGCCCAAAGACAAGCGAUACGGGGGCUUCAUGACAUCGGAGAACAGCCAGACCCCUUUAAUGACUCUUUUUAAGAAUGCCAUAAUCAAAAAUGCCUACAAGAAAGGCCAGUAAGGUGAGGGAGGGAGUGGAGGGUGGGGAUGUAACUUGCAGAUAGAUCCCCAAGGAGACCCAAGUUAGCUUCAAGAUCCCACUGGCAUGUGUUUCACUUAGAUACAGUUACAAUGAUCACUUAUUAUGUUGUUACUAAUUAUUAUUAUUAUUAAGCAGUUUGCUAUUAGGAAAUGAUUUCAUGUUCUUAUUCUGACUUUGAAUGUGCACAGAUUAAAAAUCAAUCCAUUGAAAUAAAAACAUCCGUACUGUACAUAUGAGGAAAGAGAUGCUUUGAUGAGUGCAUAUCUAGUUUUGCCCUGCCAGAUUAUUUUCAUAUUUGAAACAAGCUGUACAAUACUGUAAAUGAUGGAUUCAAAUAAUAAUACAGUUUUGCAAGCUAAGCAG